Messenger RNA from Silurus meridionalis, 2590 nucleotides. RefSeq names its product chondroitin sulfate proteoglycan 5a (gene cspg5a). The coding region runs from base 465 to 2030 and encodes 521 amino acids. Gene Ontology annotation, biological process: nervous system development. The transcript has 6 exons. The record is from RefSeq and is a predicted model, not a curated record. NCBI's taxonomy places the organism in Eukaryota, Metazoa, Chordata, Actinopteri, Siluriformes, Siluridae.
ACACACACACAAUCUCUCUCUCUUUAGACCCUACGAAGGAGGCGAGGGCGCGCGCGAGUGGGUUUUGCGCGUGUAGAAGGUCCAGUGGUUGCGCCGUGCUCGUGCUCGCGUCCGUGUCCGUGCACGCGCGUGGGAGAACUCGCGCUGGGUGUUUUUUUUCUCUCUCCUUCCCCUCUGUCUUGCGCGAGGACUUAUCGGUGCGGCAAUGGAACCGGUAAUAACGCGGCAAAUACCAUCACAGUGUUAAUUAAGGAGGAGCGAAGAAGAAGAAGGAGAAGGAGAAGGAGAAAGAAGAAGGAGAAGCUCAGAGAGGAGAGAAGACAUGAAGAGCGGAGGACAGAAGACAGAGUGAGUGGAGUGGACCAGCGCGCGCUCACAGAAGCUUUCCUGUGACCGGAGAGCAGAGGAGAGAAUUACUGUGUUAUAUUUGAGAAGUAUUUUACUAAAGACCUGUUAGUGUGAGGAUGAAGAGGAACAUGGGCUUCUACUCAGGAUGCUGGAUCUCUGUCAUGUCUGCGCUCCUCGCGCUGCUCCUCAUCCCGCUGGAGGCACGCGCGAACACCGUGUUGGGAAACAUGAGUGAGCCAGCGAACCCUUUAAACUCGACCUCCGUGGCAGAAGAACAUGACAAGGCAAAGCUGGAUGGUCGUGAGAUGUCCAAACCACUCAGUAACAUGUUCCUCAUCCUGCGUUCUGGACGCAAGCCCAGAGAUGGAGGUGAGCUCGGAAGUGGACUUCAGGAAGACGACGAUACUCUGACCUCCACUCCAUCCCCUGAAGAAGUGACAACUGAGGACGUAAAAAUCAGCCUUGAUUCUGCAGAGACUGACCAUCUUCUGCCUGGAGUCAUCAAAAAGGAUCUUCUUCCCAGUGAGUCGACUAAGAUCCAGUGGCAGGGCACUGAGGAGACAAUGGAGUCUACAGUGUUUGAUCUGGAUGGGAAUCAAGAAUCGGACCCGGACCCACAGGAGACUCCGACUCCAGUGACCACGUUACCGUCCCACACAGAGUCCUUCACUGUGGAUUUCCUAGACCCCAGAUCCCGUGUUAAUGACUUCAUUCAUCCGUCUCCUACUGCUCACGAGCUUCAGGGUCGUGAACCCACCUCUUGGGCGAUACCCAACAGUCAUGACUACCUCACUCCGCAUGACCAAACUCCAGACUCUCCAUCCUCAGAAGAAGACACCACUAAACCAGACGAUUAUGAUGAUGAUCUGCCCACCUCACCUCCACCACCUCCACCCAGGAACUUCCACCCUCACUUCCCAAAUCCCUUCGUUCCUGCUCGGGAAAAAGAACUGCCCACUAACCGUGAUAAGGUGGGCAAAAGCAGCAGUGCUGAGUGCCGGCUGGGCUCUGUGCUCGUUAAUGGAACAUGCAAGUCUCAGUGCGAGAUGACUCCAAAUUACUGCUUUAACGGGGGCCAGUGCUUCGUUCUAGAAGGAACCGGAGUCUUUUGCAGGUGUAACAUUCAGGACUACGUGUGGCACAAAGGCGCUCGCUGUGAGGCGGUCAUCACCGAGUUCCAGGUCAUGUGCAUCGCCAUCGGAGCCUCGGCCCUCACCGUGCUGCUGCUCUUCAUGAUCGUCGUCUGCUUCGCCAAGAAACUGCACGUGCUCAAGACCGAGAACAACAAACUACGCAAACGCAGCAGCAGUAAGUACCGCCCAUCAUCGGAGCAGCACAAUGAUAAUUUCUCUCUGUCCACCAUCGCUGAGGGCUCCAACCCAAACGUAAGGAAACUGUGCGACUCUCCUCCUCAUGCUCGUGCUUUGGCUUACUAUGAUAACAUUAUCUGUCAGAAAACGAUGAGCAGAUACACCUGGGAGUGUAAGACCAAAGAGGAGCCGAGCCUCGAGGAUGAUCCGAACUCCCAGAAUAAGAUGGAGGAUGCAGUGAAGUCUCCUCCGCCCAAAGAAGACGAGUCUCUGAACAUCCAGAACUCACUCACUCCAAAACAUGAGAACCACAAGGUGCUGGGUGAAGAGAACUCAUCGGAGGUAAACUCGCUGCAGAAUAACAUGAUGUAGAGAAGAAAUUAAACCACAAACCACACAGAUUCACCUCCACCUUCGCCACUACAAAAUAUAUAACCCCACCCCUUUUCUCUUACGACCAAUGAGAAUUCACCUCGAAGCCCCGCCCCUUUAACAGUCUCUUUUCCCACUUUGACCUCCCCCUUCACACAAGCACACACACACACACACACACACACACAUAUACUUAUUACACAUAUGCACACAUACACACACACACACCCCUGAUUUCUGGCAUGCGUCGGUGUAUUUUGUAUAAAGAAUAAACAGGAUUAACCCGUGUGUGAGGUUUAAAGUGUAAAGUGUUGUGCUAGAGAGUGUUGACUCAGAGACGACUUGGUGUUCAGUGUCUGACUAAUUAAGUAUGUGUGUGUUAAAUAUCGGAUCGAUAUCAGAUCACUUCUGCUCGGAUUGAUGUGAAGAUCAAAGCGCAGUGUGUGUCUCUGUUUCUUUGAUGUGAUUUCUAAUCCUUUGAUGUACUUGUUUUUAUUUUCUACUUUUUUGGAAACAGAAAAAAAUAUCACACACUUCAAAUAAAAUCUUUUUAACAUGAA